GGUGGGACGACUGGGCAGCCCGCUUCCCUCUCCCGCUUAACUCGGGGUUUGUGAGGUGAGUCCGGUGGCGUCCAGCUCCGCAGUCGAGCUGCGGUACUCGUCUCGAAGAGGGCUCCCCCUCGGCUCUCCGGGCUGGGUCGUUGCCCUCCCCACGCAGCCCGAAGCCCCCGAGGACCCCCGGCGCGGCCAACUGGGGACUCUACCUGAAUUUUCCAGCUGCAGAAUGUGUAAUACCUUUAAAGGUUGGCAAUGAUGAGUAAACUGGAAUUAAAAGAAGACAAGAUGCUGGAGGUUCAAUUUGUGGGAGAUGAUGAUGUUCUUAAUCACAUUCUUGAUAGAGAAGGAGGAGCUAAAUUAAAAAAGGAGCGAGCUCAGCUUUUGGUCAACACAAAAAAAAUAAUAAAGAAGCCAGAAUAUGAUUUGGAAGAAGAUGACCAAGAAGUCUUAAAAGAUCAGAACUAUGUGGAAGUUUUAGGACAAGAUAUUCAAGAAUCUUUGAAAAAUGGCUCUGCUGCAGAUGGUGGGAAUAAAGUUUAUUCUUUUCAGAAUAGAAAACACUCUGAAAAGAUGGCUAAAUUAGCUUCAGAACUAGCAAAAACACCAAGAAAAAAUGUUUCAGUUAAUUUGAAGAAUGAUCCUGAAAUUAUGAUAAACAUUCCUCAAUGUAGCAAGGGACAUUCUGCUUCAGACAAAGUUCAGGUGAAGAACAACGAUAAAAGUGAAUUUCUAUCAACAGCACCUAGUGGUAUAAGGAAAAGAUUAAUAGUUCCAAGGUCUCAUUCUGACAGUGAAAGUGAAUAUUCUGCUUCCAACUCAGAAGAUGAUGAAGGAGUUGCACAAGAAUAUGAAGAGGACACUAACGAAGUCAUAUUGAGCCAAAAGAUUCCAUCUCAGAAUAGAGUAGUUUCAGCUCCUGUUUGUAAAGGAACACCUUCUAAGAAAAUGAAAAGAGAUAAAACAAGUGAUUUAGUAGAAGAAUAUUUUGAAGCUCAUAGCAGUUCAAAAGUUUUAACCUCUGACAGAACACUACAGAAACUAAAGCGAGCUAAACUGGAUCAGCAAACUUUGCGUAACUUACUGAGCAAGGUUUCUCCUUCCUUUUCUGCUGAACUUAAACAACUAAAUCAACAGUAUGAACAAUUAUUUCAUAAAUGGAUGUUGCAGUUACGCCUGGGGUUCAACAUUGUGCUUUUUGGUUUGGGUUCUAAAAGAGAUUUACUAGAAAGGUUUCGAACCACUGUGCUGCAAGAUUCCAUUCAUGUUGUCAUCAAUGGCUUCUUUCCUGGAAUAAGUGUGAAAUCAAUCCUGAAUUCUAUAACAGAAGAAGUCCUCGAUCAUAUGGGUACUUUCCGCAGUGUACUGGAUCAGCUAGACUGGAUAGUAAACAAAUUUAAAGAAGAUUCUUCUUUAGAACUCUUCCUUCUCAUCCACAAUUUGGAUAGCCAAAUGUUGAGAGGAGACAAAAGCCAGCAAAUUAUUGGACAGUUGUCAUCUUUACAUAAUAUAUACCUUAUAGCAUCUAUUGAUCACCUCAAUGCUCCUCUCAUGUGGGAUCAUGCAAAGCAGAGUCUUUAUAACUGGCUCUGGUAUGAAACUACUACAUAUAGUCCUUAUACUGAAGAAACUUCCUAUGAGAAUUCUCUUCUGGUUAAACAAUCUGGAUCAUUACCACUGAGUUCUCUAACUCAUGUCUUACGAAGCCUUACCCCUAAUGCAAGGGGGAUCUUCAGGCUACUAAUAAAGUAUCAACUGGAUAACCAGGAUAACCCUUCUUACAUUGGACUUUCUUUUCAAGAUUUUUACCAACAGUGUCGAGAGGCAUUCCUGGUCAAUAGUGAUCUGACACUUCGGGCCCAGCUAACUGAAUUUAGGGACCACAAGCUUAUAAGAACAAAGAAGGGAACUGAUGGAGUAGAAUAUUUGUUAAUUCCUGUGGACAAUGGAACAUUGACUGAUUUCCUGGAAAAGGAAGAAGAAGAGUCUUGAAGCUGCCCUUUACUCUUCUUCUGUAGAAGGGUUGUUGGACCCCAGCUGCCACUCCUCUAAAGUGUUGUGUUUACAUCUAA
This is a messenger RNA of Panthera uncia (snow leopard), 2066 nucleotides long. RefSeq names its product origin recognition complex subunit 2 (gene ORC2). Gene Ontology annotation, molecular function: DNA replication origin binding. The transcript has 18 exons. NCBI's taxonomy places the organism in Eukaryota, Metazoa, Chordata, Mammalia, Carnivora, Felidae. The record is from RefSeq and is a predicted model, not a curated record. Gene Ontology annotation, cellular component: nucleus; nuclear origin of replication recognition complex. The coding region runs from base 250 to 1986 and encodes 578 amino acids. Gene Ontology annotation, biological process: DNA replication.